UGCUUUUGCUGGGCGGUCCCCACCUGUCAUCUAGUAGCGUGGCUCUGACGCUAUCCCUAGGACUAGUAGAAGACAUUCCCUUGUCAACAUGGUUGUGUUUUCCCACCACUCUGAGAGCAGCGCUCAAGGGCACCAAAAGGACUGAGAGGGGUGCACACCACUGCCUCCAACAGUUUGGACGGCUUAUGGAGGUGGGAGAGGGCGAGCUGGACGGCAGCCUCCGCCUUGCUCCCCUUCCGGUGCUCCACCACCUCGCGGGGUCCCCAACCGCUGACUGCGCCCUGGUCCCGCCCCAGGCCCCGCCCCACGCUCUCGGCUGGCCGCCGGGGCCAGCAACUGGCCCGAGGCCGCGCCCCAGGAGUCCGCCUACCGCGGGCCGCCUGCCCGGCCCGGUGGGUGGGCGCGGGGCCGCCUCUACCGGCUGGCGGCAGUGACUCGACGACCUUGGCCCGGAGGCUCUAGCGGGAACCCAUCCACGGCGGCGGCGCGGACUUUGCCCAGCGCGGGGGACGGAGCGGACCGUGUGUCCGCGGGCGGGCCGUAGAGAUGUUGGCCUUCGCUGCCAGGACCGUGCCCGGGCAAGUGGCUGCCUCUUGCUAGGUUCUGCUCACCCACUUGGUAGCACAGUUAGGCUUAGAGAUCCAGCCCAAGGCAGACAGACAGGGCUCAGAACCUCAGUCCUGCCAUGGAGGACGGGCAGCAGAAAGAGAAGGUGAAGCCCCUGGGCUUCCUCAAGCCCUCCUCCAUGAUGACGGUUUCCAGUCGCUUUAAGACACACCAGGACUCGCUACCCCGGCUGCCCGUGCCCCCGCUCCAGCAGACCCUGGACCAUUAUCUCAAGGCGCUGCAGCCCAUCGUGAGCGAGGAGGAGUGGGCCCAAACCAAGCAGCUGGUGGAAGAGUUUCAGACCGCGGGGGGCGUAGGGGAGCGCCUGCAGAAGGGGCUGGAGCGCAGGGCCAGGAAGAUGGAGAACUGGCUGUCCGACUGGUGGCUUAAAACAGCCUAUCUCCAGUACCGCCAGCCCGUAGUCAUCUAUUCCAGCCCUGGUUUGGUGCUGCCCAGGCAAGACUUUGUGGAUCGGCAGGGCCAGCUCAGGUUCGCUGCCAAAUUAAUCGAGGGUGUGUUGGAUUUCAAGGCCAGGAUUGACCACGAGACCCUGCCCGUGGAGUACCUGGGGGGAAAGCCGCUGUGCAUGAACCAGUACUAUCAGAUCCUGUCCUCCUGCCGCGUGCCGGGCCCCAAGCAGGAUUCGGUCACCAGCUUCAGCAAGACCAAGAAGCCACCCAUGCACGUCACCGUGGUGCACAACUACCAAUUUUUUGAGUUGGAUGUGUACCACAGCGAUGGGACACCCCUGACCUCGGAUCAGAUCUUCAUGCAGCUGGAGAAGAUCUGGAACUCAUCACUGCAAACCAACAAAGAGCCUGUGGGCAUCCUCACCUCCAACCACCGUAACUCCUGGGCCAAGGCAUACAGCACCCUCAUCAAAGACAAGGUGAACCGGGAGUCAGUGCACUCCAUUCAGAAGAGCAUCUUCACCGUGUGCCUGGACGCACCCAUGCCUCGGGUCUCGGAAGACGUGCGCCGCAGCCAGGUGGCUGGCCAGAUGCUGCACGGGGGUGGCAGCGAGCUCAACAGCGGCAACCGCUGGUUCGACAAAACGCUGCAGUUCAUCGUGGCAGAAGACGGCUCCUGUGGGCUCGUUUAUGAGCAUGCGGCAGCAGAGGGACCCCCCAUCAUCACCCUUGUGGACCACGUCAUUGAGUUCACGAAGAAGCCCGAGCUCGUGCGGUCUCCCAUGGUGCCCCUGCCCAUGCCCAAGAAGCUGCGGUUCAACAUCACCCCCGAGAUCAAGAGCGACAUCGAGAAGGCCAAGCAGAAUCUCAGCAUCAUGAUCCAGGACCUGGACAUCACGAUGUUGAUGUUCCACCACUUUGGAAAGGACUUCCCCAAGUCUGAGAAGCUGAGCCCAGACUCCUUCAUCCAGAUGGCACUACAGCUGGCCUACUACAGGAUCUACGGGCAGGCGUGCGCCACCUAUGAAAGUGCCUCUCUGCGCAUGUUUCACCUGGGCCGUACCGACACCAUCCGCUCGGCCUCCAUGGACUCACUGACCUUCGUCAAGGCCAUGGAUAACCCUGAUGUGACGGAGCACCAGAAGGUGGGGCUGCUGCGGAAGGCCGUGCAGGCCCACCGAGCCUACACCAACCAGGCCAUCCGUGGGGAGGCCUUCGACCGGCACCUCCUGGGCCUGAAGCUGCAGGCCAUCGAAGACCUGGUGAGCAUGCCCGACAUCUUCAUGGACACCUCCUACGCCAUCGCCAUGCACUUCAACCUCUCCACCAGCCAGGUCCCUGCCAAGACAGACUGUGUCAUGUUCUUUGGGCCUGUGGUCCCAGAUGGCUACGGUGUCUGCUAUAACCCCAUGGAGGCGCACAUCAACUUCUCCGUGUCGGCCUACAACAGCUGCGCAGAGACCAAUGCGGUCCGCCUGGCGCACUACCUGGAGAAGGCGCUCCUGGACAUGCGCGCUCUGCUGCAGAGCCACCCCCAGGCCAAGCUCUGAGCCCCGCUGCUCAGGCCUGCCGGUGCCACGGCCAAGCCGCCUUGGGCUGGCCCACCCACCGGGUCCUACUCCUUCGCUCCCUCUCCCCCUGGGCCCCCGCAGAUCCGACCGAGUCUGGGAUGGCAUCCCCCAGCGGGGCCCGCGGGGCCAAGCUGAGUACCUUCCGUGGGUCCUCGCCAGCACCCGGGCUGAGUCCAGAAGCUGAGCAGGAGGUCGGGCCCGGCGCCCAGCAUCUCACCCGCCGUGGCCUCCUCCUGGGAGAGGAACCAGCUGAGCUCAUCCCUCGUCAGGGUGGGGACUGGGGAGUCCCUUUCUUACUAGCUCAGCUCUGCCCAGGUCCUGCCGUGUACGCGGCCAAGCUUGGGUCUGUACCCUGAUCCCUAAGCUCCCAAGGACCUAGAGACAGGGUUACCUGGAGCUGGGGGCCUCCAGGCUUCCCCAGGGCUGAGGGGCCAGGGCGCAAGGUGUGCUGGUGGAGGGGAAGCCCACGCUGUGUCACGGCACCAUCCCCCGUGGCUCCGUGCUCUUCUGAGUGAGGUGGCUCACAGGCCCCAGCUCGCUUGCUUCCACACAGCUUGAUUCCUGAACCACGUCCUGGUUGUAUAACAGUAUCACGCGAGGCAGUUAAUAAAGGGGAAAUUUGUUGGGAAA
Delphinapterus leucas (beluga whale) is the source of this 3217-nucleotide messenger RNA. The record is from RefSeq and is a predicted model, not a curated record. Lineage: Eukaryota; Metazoa; Chordata; Mammalia; Artiodactyla; Monodontidae.